Molecule: messenger RNA, 2221 nt
Organism: Lates calcarifer (barramundi perch)
Lineage: Eukaryota; Metazoa; Chordata; Actinopteri; Centropomidae
Product: UDP-glucuronosyltransferase 2B17
Exons: 2
Coding region: 111-1703 (530 amino acids)
Molecular function (GO): UDP-glycosyltransferase activity
Source: RefSeq, a predicted model, not a curated record
GAUCAAAGUCCUGCUCAGGCUGGACCCUGGAAAGACUAGCAUACGUUCUGCUUUCAGGCAAAGUAGAAAGACUGAGAGAGAAUUACACUGGCUGCCAAUAAAGAAUAAAGAUGAGGUGGCCUUGGGUAUGGAUAUCUCUAUGCUUGCUCUGUCCAACUGUGGUUCAUGGUGGGAAAGUGCUUGUUUUUCCAGUGGAUGGGAGCCACUGGGUGAACAUGAAGGUCAUUAUAGAGGAACUGCACUCAAGAGGCCACCAGGUUUCUGUUAUGCGACCACUUGACAGCUGGUACAUCAAGGAAACCUCCCCAUUCUAUACUUCAAUUACACUUGAUGUAGAGUCUGGAUUUGAUGAAGAAUUUAUAGGCACAUUUGUGGCCCAGCUGCUGGAAAUCCAAAGGGAAGGGAAGUCUAUCUGGACACGUUGGAAGCUGGAAAUGGAACAAGCAGAAAAGUCAUCUGACCUGAAUGAGAAAACAUGCAAAAUGCUUGAGCAGGUUUUUGAAAACAAAGAUUUGAUACAGUCGCUCCAGGACUCCAAAUAUGACCUUGUCCUCACAGAUCCUGCCAUACCAGGAGGUGUUAUACUCGCCCACUACCUGAGGUUACCUCUCGUUUUCAAUGUCAGAUGGACUAGUCAUGGUGAAGGCCAUUCUUCAAUUGCACCGUCUCCUCUUUCUUAUGUUCCAAUGACAGGGACAGAGCUAUCAGACAAAAUGAGCUUCCUUGAGAGACUUCUUAACGUUGUGAUUUUUGGCUUCACAGAAUAUCAAAUUGCCCGCUAUGUCUUACCAAAUUAUGCUGGCUUGAUUGAAAAAUAUUUAGGUCCAGAUGUAGACUACUUCUCCCUGUUUCAAGCAGCAGACUUGUGGUUGAUGAGAGUGGACUUUGUGUUUGAGUUUCCUCGUCCCACCAUGCCUAAUGUUGUCUACAUGGGAGGGUUCCAGUGUAAACCUGCAAAACCUCUACCUCAACACUUGGAGGAGUUUGUGCAGAGUUCUGGAGAGCAUGGAGUCAUCAUCAUGUCUCUGGGGACUUUAAUUGGAGAACUUCCCCAAGACUUAGCCGAUGAGAUUGCAGCAGCUUUUGCCAAAUUACCUCAGAAAGUCAUCUGGAGGUACAAAGGUAAAAAACCAGCCACUCUGGGCAACAACACUUUGCUAGUUGACUGGAUGCCACAGAAUGACCUUUUAGGACAUUCAAAGAUUAAACUAUUUGUGGCUCAUGGAGGAACAAACGGAGUUCAAGAGGCACUCUACCAUGGAGUUCCUAUACUAGGACUUCCACUGAUUUUUGAUCAACGUGAUAAUGUAUUAAGAAUUGAAGCAAGAGGAGCAGGGAAGAUAAUUGAUAUCUUUACUAUGAAUGAAGACAUCUUCUUUCAGGGUAUUCAGGAAGUCCUGACUGAGCCCUCCUACAGAACGAACAUGCAGAGACUCUCCAGGCUGCACAGAGAUCAACCAAUGAAGCCACUGGAUAAUGCCCUCUUCUGGAUAGAGUUUGUCAUGAGACACAAAGGUGCAGCUCACCUAAGAACAGAGUCCUACAGACUGCCCUGGUAUUCCUACCACUCUGUAGAUGUGAUGCUACUCUUAUUUGCAGUUCUGCUGAUUGUUCUGGCUACCACUGCUGCCUUGAUAAGGUGUUUAUGCUGUAAACUCUGUCAGAGAACAAAAGGUAAACGUGAUUUUAAAAAAUCAAAGUAGGAAUGAAACUUAAACUUUAACCACAAAUAUGCUUAUUAAAUGUAAUUUCAAUGUGUGAAAUGUGAAAUUGUUGGCUUAGUUAUGUGUAUUGUAAUUUGACUGGCAUAAUAGAAAUACAUUUCCAAUGAAUAGCAAAAGUUGUUGUCUUGAAGUAUUGGUCUGAUUCUAGUUAAAAAAAAAAAAAAAAUCUAAAUCUAAAUCAUUCUGUGCUUCAUUAUUAUGUAUUUUAGCCACACGAAAGAACAGAUAAGGCUGAUUAUAUUUGACUCACUAUAUUCUUAGACUAUAGUAAUUUCACAUACCCAGUACUCUGGGUAAACAAGCAUGUCAUUUCCUUAUAAGCUGGCAAGUGCAUUUUAAAAACAAAUGUAUUAAUGGUUUCACAACCACAUUCAAUACAAUUUGAAUAUGUGACCCCUUGUUCUGUGUAACCUCAGAUCAGAGUCCACUUUAACCUCUGUACAGUAGCAUUUUUACUUUAGAGGGAGCUAAAUAAAAGCCUUUUUAAAUUUUCAAAA